CUCGUCGCGAGACCAGUCUUCUCUCGCCCUUUGAGGAGGAAAGAGUCACUCGAGACGUAUUCCCAACCCCACAACACGUGCCGUGCUAAAUCCUUAAAGUUAAUCAGAAAAAGUAAAAACUUUUACACAUAUUUUGCUUAAAAUCCGAAAAAUCGAGGCUACAAGACUGUGUCAAAAAACAUAAAAUUUUCUGGACAGUGUCAAAGUUCUUGAACCCAAAUUUGAACGGAUUUUUAUUAUUAUCAUUUUUUUCACGGGGAGGAAAUCCCAUGUAAACAGAGCGACAUAUUUUUUCCGUCCACAAUGUCAUCCCGAAUCUUGGCAUGUUUUUUUUCUGUCCGUAUCAGACUCACACUUGACUGAGCAGCAAGUCGUCGUCGCCACGGUGGGAGUGGAAUUCUUCUGAUGCGAAGUGGAGUACUGGGCCAAGAAAGAGGUGAAAAAAGUGGAGAAUCCAUCCUCCAUUCGCGUGGGUGAUGUGAUUUCUGGAGGAAAAAUUGCACCCACUUCCUUCCGGGAUUAGAAAAGUCGUGCCGUUUUUUGCACGGAUUCCAUUCCCAGUAGUGCAAAACUGUGCUCACCGACCGAGUGCUCGCCCAGUUGGCAGUAAUAAUAUCGUUGUCGUUGUCAUCUCAAAUUUCACACAGACUUUGUCGCUUAAUAAAGUUGAAGGAAUUCUGGAUAGAAUGCCAAUUUAAAUAAUCCCGUGCAGUGGUGAGAGUGAACUCGGUGAGUGAAUGAAAAAAGGAUAAGGACAGAUUUAUAUAAGCAGUUACGGGAGGGAGAGGAAGUAAACAAGUGAGUUAUGCAGAGGGACGAAGUACACAUGCCCAAGAAAUAAAUAAAAGACGAUAAAAAAGCGACACUAUUUUCUAUACCAAGAGGACGACGGAUGGAUGUACGUACGCCAUGCAGAUAAACAUAUUCUUCCUCGGAUAAAACGAUGACCAAAAUCGGACUUAAUUACCCGUCAGAGUGGAAUUUCUACUACGUCUCUGUCAUCACACAAAGCACGUAGCUAAUAAUAAGUGAUCACAGAAUACGUGACGAAAUGGAGUCUCUCACGGCGACGACUCGGAUCACCCUGUCGUCGGACGAUGUCAUCCGUCCCCAGAUGUUGCAACUGAGAGACUUUCGCCCCUUCAAGACGAGCGAUGAGUAUUUGUUGGCGAUGAAGGAGGACUUGUCGGACUGGCUGCUGACCCUUUAUCCUGACCUCUCCAUCACCACCAACACAUUCAUGGAGUGCCUCGAAACCGGCGUUACGCUUUGCAAGCACGCCAACAACGUUCGCCAAGCGUGCCUCGAGUGGAUUGAGGAGGGUAAAAAGCUGCCCAAAUGUUGGGGGAAGGAGUGGAAGCUGCCCCACGGAGAGGUCACCUUCAACCCCAACGCCAGACCGGAAACGUUCUUUGCGCGAGAUAACGUUCACAAUUUUAUCACGUGGUGCAGGAAGCUGGGAAUCUUUGAGUGUCUCCUCUUCGAAUCGGAUGACCUUAUCAUGCGAAAAAAUGAGAAAAGUGUCAUCCUCUGCUUGUUAGAGGUGGCCCGACGAGGUUCGCACUUCGGCAUGGCGGCCCCAAUGCUGGUCCAGUUUGAGAAAGAGAUUGAUCGCGACAUCGCCAAGGAUACCGGCGUGGAUCUGAGCAGUUCUGGCGAGGAAGAAGAAUCCCUCCUCGAAUAUGGCCCCAUCCCACAAAUCAUUACUAACGACCUCCGCUCGCUGGAUGAAAGAGUGCGCGAGUUAGUGGAGAGGUGCUCUUGUCCGACCCAAUUUCCCAUGAUUCGUGUUGCCGAGGGAAAGUACAGGAUUGGAAAUACCAAAGUUAUGAUUUACGUGAGGAUUCUAAGAAAUCAUGUCAUGGUUCGUGUCGGUGGAGGAUGGGAUACACUCGCCCAUUACUUGGAUAAGCAUGACCCUUGUCGCUGCUCUGCAAGUCAUCGCGCAGCAAUCUCGUCAAGACUGAUUCUGAAGAAUAACGACGGUGGCGUCGGAGUUGGGGCGAGCCCGAGGAUGAAGGUCGAAUAUGAAAGACGUGACCUCUCUUUCGACGGGAAUGUAACUCCGCCCUGCGCCCCGCCAUCCUUCACAACGACAUCGAUUAAUAAUAACAAGACGAAUAAUAAAGUGGACUUGAGUGAUUCCGGGUCUGAGAUUUCCGACGAAGGGUACAAAACUUCGGAUAACAAUAUCAUCCUCAACAAUUGCAAGUUGCCCCUGGAGAGGAACAAUUAUCACAGUAAUGGAAGCGUCAGUCUUAACGUGUCCCCUACAAAGGAGACCGUCGCUGGUGCUGGAAAGGGGCACGCCAGUAGGAGGACCAGUCUCGUCAGAACGAGGUCAAUGUCCACGGAUGAGGACCGACCCGACUCGCGCUCCACCGACGAGGACAUCAUCCCCCUCACCCCACCUCGCAAGGAGCAGUCUAUCCUAAAAAGCCAUAGUACAAGCCGCGUCCCCAGCCACACUUAUUCUCCCCAACGCAGUAUUUCCAACGACCGGUCCGGUAACCAACCUUCCCUCACAAGGAAACGGUACGUCUCCGGAGAAGCCUUUCCCCCCUCCUCGUCCCCCGUCAAGCAUGCCUUCGGAUCUACCUCGCAUCCACCCAACGUACUCAAAACGCGUCCCCAACCAGCAAACACGCGCAGUCUGUCCGCCUCUGGCCGGGCAGACUUUUACGGGAGAAAUACUAUGGGUCCGAACGUGGGCAAGGCCACCGCAGUUCAUCGAACAACCACCCAACCACGAACACCAACUGGGGGUAAGAACACGUGGAACGGGUACGGAACCGGGCCACGUGUCCGACCUCGUCCCAACCUCUUCCAAUCCGACCUAUUCACGAAUAAAAGGCAGAACUCGGACCUUGGCCAAGGUCAAGACGAAGGGGAUUACAACACCGCCAGUGACCUUCCCGAUUUGGCGUCCUGCAUACGAAAAGCCCUCGAGCUGCGAUCCGAUGCCGAGAAGAUUUCUCAUAUCGAACUUGUCAUCAAACAGUACGAAUUACAGAGGAGUGACAGCCUUCCUCAGAGCGAUGAGUCGGUCAGCCUGCCCUACCUAAAUCACCAAGGGUCACUCUCCGCACCGCCGAAAUCCCUCGGAAAUAACGUCAUCGUGAGCAAAAGGAAAGAGACGGGGUUCACGAAAAUUCCAAAACCCAACUUUUACUGACUUUCGCCAACUUCCAGUAGUAAGAAGAAGAAAAUAUUUAAUCAGGUUUAUAGCAUAUACGGAAUAGUAAUAGUAGUAAUUAACUAUAAACAGUGGGUAACACAAUUUAUUACCAAUUGGUAACUAUUUAUUCGCACAAGACAUCAAUUUACAUAUACGAAUUGGAGAUCACAUCAAAGUAAAAAUAGUCUCAAAUAGUGAUCCCCCACUUUUUGCGAUAAUCUUCUAAAAUCGGCCGACAAAGGUUGAAAGUACAGAAUGCGUUAGUUAAAAUAAUAAUCAAUACCAAUUUUAAAUUGGUUACGGAGAAAAUAUUUCAACAAUCAGUUUUUUCCCUUCUUUUUUUCCACGCUGUUGAUGAUGAUGAUGUUGCAACAAAUACAUAAGUCUAGUAGCAAACUAAAUGCUAGUCUUCAAAUUAUCUUUAGGGGAGGAAUUAACUGUCUUUUUUUAUUAAUUGCAUCCGGUGCUAGAAACUUAAUGGUGGCUGUUACACUUCUUACAAGUUAAUACGAUUGCUGCUGCAGCUGUCUGAAAGUAUGUAGCAAAUAUAAUUGGGAAAUAUCUGCGAAUGCGAGACAAUUUAAUUUUUAUUUAAUUGUCAAUUAACUUAUAGGGUGCCUUACAAAAAAAAUGUUACAGAUGUCCUGUAUAAUUAAUCAUAUUAAGAAUAAAUUGUGAAAGGAAGAUCGAGUGCCAAAUGAAGCAGCGUUGGGUGUCAAGUUUUGGCCAGUUUUUAAUAGAUAAAUAAUAACUUAGAUUAGUAUAAAAUUUGAUAACGUAACAAUCAGACCAGACAAUUCAUCAAUUCGAUUUCCAAACUGUAACGAAUCUCAGAAAGCAUAAAAUAGACUAGUUUUAUGCAGAUAAUAUUUUAGCCAGACUUUGUAAAUUCCCAUUUCCUAAGACAAUUCCUACACAAUUUUAGAAUAGAAAUCCAUACUCGGAAAAUCCUAGCCAACUCUGCCUUCAAAUUGGUGGGUUUUAUUACAUUGUUUCCUCUUGGCAGCUAAAAAACUCAUCUAAUUGAUACACAAUUGAAAUCGUAUACUGACAUCCAAGUCCACUGCACUCUUUCCUUAAAGAAGUUAUAUAUCUAGCAAAUGUUAAAUUCUGCACCCUCACGCAAAUUAUGUACCCCUCACUAAAUUUAGGCCAUUACACGGGCUAAUUUACCCUUUACUAGAAAAAAUUCAACCCAACAAACUAAUAUCGUUCGUACUGAAAGGAAAAAGACUAAUAAAACUGAAACGUGAAAAUUCCCUUCUACUAAUCAGUCUCAUAUGUCACGUCAUGUCGUAUUAGAAAAGUUUGUUUGUACCUCAAUCUCAAAAUGUAAUUGAAUUUAGCGACUUGUUUGUCCCUCUUUUUUCUUGUAACCGCAACAAUAAUAAUCUUUUUUUGAGGAGGACAGUGCUACGAAAAUAUCUACGACGAGCGCAGUCGAGGAUAGAACUGAGAUUCCGUUUCGAAAGGAAUCAAAGAUGCGAUGAUAAUCAUAAUGAUAGCGCCAAACCGCUCACUCGCAGAACAGAUGUCAAUUUUCAAUAGAUAAAUGUAGGUUGUGAAAUGAAAUGAAAUCUACAAAACUCUACUUUCUUUACAGGCUUCGUUUCUCUCGCUCACUUUUUUUGUACAGGCGGACGUGACAAUUUUUUUCAGACAUUAAACCUUUAAAUAGGUAUGUGUGGACGGGUAUGUAUGCAAAUUAGUCAAGUCGUAGAUAAGAUAGAAUUUUGAUAUGUUUAGAUAGAAAGAGAAGGAAAAAAUAUCGCAUUUAUUAUUAUUAUCUACCUACUUAUGUUUAAAUUCAGGAUGAUAUUUAGCACGAGAUUUGCAAAUUUUUGUUUGUUUCAUAAUUAAUUAAAGUAAGUAAUUUACUAAGCCUUCAGCCGAUAAAAAACGUAUUUUUUAGUUAUCCCACUUUGCCAUUAAUUUUUCCAUAAUAAUUAUAAAUAAGUAAAAAAAAAAAGUGCCACUAAUAAUUAAUAAACUGACUAACACAUUUUCCUGCAUAAUUUUAAUUAAUUUGGGAGGAAAACACGAUGAGAUACGAUACAUACAUGCAAAAAAGUGCCCUUUCUUAAGUAAUUGCAGGUGCAGCGUUAAAUAAAAUCAAGAAUUUGAAAUUGCGCUGCAUGCAAGAAAUAGAAUUUGUCAGAAAUGAAUUUAUAAAUAUUUACGGAAUGUUAUGUAAUUUAAUAAUUCUACGAUUAAUUAUUUUGUGUGUACCGUUUUUGUUGAGAGUGUUGAGAGAUUAUUUAGUUUAAUUAGUGAUAACAAUUAGUUUACUUAAUUGCGAUAGUAGUUGAUCCGCAUAGUUGAUGAUAUUUAAUGCGUAAUUAAUAAAAAAUUUUAUACAGAUUAUAUACAGAGUAAAUAUAAAUACGGGGAAAAAUAUGGUUACAAUUUUAGUCUUAGAGUUACAUACAUUAAUUAUUGAAAAGUAAUAAUAAAUGAUUGAAAAGUAAACCAAAUACAUGUGUGUGUAUAUUAUUCGCAAAUAAUUUUCAUCAUAAUUUACAUACUUUUUGGCGAAUCGACACAAGGCAUAAAACGAGGCAAAUUGAGACAUUACUUCUAAUUCAUACACAUUCUCAACUGCAUUCUCAGAGAAUAAUACCAAGGAAAAUAAGUUACAUAUGCAUAAUCCUGGCAAAAAAUUUACAUUCUAGAUAAUUUCCAUAAUUUUGACCAAACAUAAAACCAAAUGCGAACCAAUUAUUUUAAAACGAGGCAAAUUGAGACAUCACUUUUAAUCCGUAUUCAUUCUCAACUGCACUCUGAACUAGAGAUCCGUAGCAUAGUUUGAUGCGGAUCUUGCUCCGUAAGCAUUUCCCAACUUCCGGUCGACUCCGGGCGAAAAGCACGACGGGAGGUGAACACCUUCACGACAUGACACGACUUUUGGCCAGUCAUAGAAUAGGUCAGACGGCGCCAUGCAGUCAGUUCCUCUCACCCAAAUAAGUAAAUAGAAAUACACAAAAUUUCACCAAAAUAUUUCCAUAAAAUGUAAAACAAAUAGUGCUUGUUUGUAAAACAAACAACGUGAUUUAAUAAUGGAGAGAUCUAAAUGAGACAACAAUCACACGCCAACAACAAUGAGCAACAAUGGUCAGCUCUGAAAAUACCGGUGGUGUCAGCAACAACAAGAACGGUGGUACUGGCGCUUCUUCUUCUUCAAGUUGGUCAGUAAUUAAAUUCUUGGACGACAAUGUCCGCUACAUUAAGGUGAGAAUAAAAAAUGUAUUGCCGUGCCACCCACCACCACCACCCUUAAAAUGACAGGUUGUAACCGUACCUCACAUCACGACUGGUUUUCCAAAUACAUGCGACUACACAAUGCGAGCCGUGCGGAAGGGAUGUGGGAUGGGAUCUCAUUUUUUUUUGGGGGGGGAUGAGGUCAAACUGCGAUCGUAUUUAGAAGGUUGGGUCCCUUGACGUGAGGAUUAGGUCAACAAAUUGACACUCAAAAUCCGUAACAUCCCUCCUGCCCUGUCUUCGAUAACAAUGAAAUGAAAUGAAAUGAUGAUCAUCAUCAUAACGUUGCUGGCAGACGGACUAAUAAUGUUUUUCUUUUUCAUGCGACCAUCCGUCCGUCGGAUGCAUUUCUUUAUAUAAAAAUUUCGCCUUUGAAUGCCCCCUUGUUAUUAUUUGGUUACAAGAACGAAAUCAUCAAACCGUGUCAAUCAGUCAGUAGUGGUAAAUAUGCAGUCAUAUAGCGUCAUUUUAAUGGUGAAAUAAUUGAUGAAAAUGAUUGAUCCCAUCUGGCAUGCACUUAAUUUGAACACGUAUAAAAUGCCAAUAUGUCAUGAAAACUAAUUGAUUUGGUUAUUUACAGUAUCCAUUCUUCAUUAUCGGGUGUGGAGGAGUGUUCCUUAUCGCGCGGAGUAUCAGGCUGGGGAGGAAGUUCACCUCAGCGGGUACAAUUCCGAGAGAAUUUUACGCCAAAAACUUUACACUUUAUGGAAGGGUAGAGCAAGUGAAGAAAUUUGAUGGGGGUGAGCAGUCCAUCGUCCUCUUUGUCGACCAUGCCCCCAUUUUGGCAAGGAAGAGGAGAUCGUCGUCACUGCCACAGGAGCCAAGCUACCUUAUCAACAAUUGCCUCCAACUCACCGUCCCGGGAGUACUCCUCAAGUCGAAAUACUUUCCCGAACUGCACAACAAAUUGAUGGCGCAAAAAGUGGCGUUCACUUUGUUAGAAAAGGAUGAAAAUAUGAACUCGGCGAGUUGUCUCGUGUUCGUGAGAACGAUUAAAUUUAUGAUAAUCCCCCGAUAUGAAAAUAUUGCUUUUUGGUGCGUUCAAAACGGAUUUGCUACCACAUCUGCGAUUCCGUUCCCAUCUGAAUUGAGAGGAUCUAAAAAGUUUAGUCAGUAUUACGAGAAACUCUUAAAACUUGAAAGUAAAGCGGUUCAAAAACGGAAAGGGAUUUGGGAUGAAGAAAAUCCUAGCAAAUUUUGGAUUGUUAAAAUUUUGAAGUGGUUUUUGCAAAUGUGGCGAGAAAGGAAUCGGUGACGACAAAGAACAAUUUAUUUGUGAAAUAAAUUAUAGAGCAAAUCUUUCCAACCGGUGUAAACUUUGCAAGUAGAAAAGUUUGCAACAAAAUUUAGCUCACAAAAAAAGUGUUCCCAUACAUAAUGUACCCACUUAAUUAAUUUUGUAGAAGUUUACACCAGGCUUGGGCAAGAUACUUUAUUUUCAGAUACAAGAUAAAGAUACUUCUGCAAAAAAAUCCAAGAUACUAGAUAAAGACACUUUAUUCUCUGUUCUUUCCAAGAUACUUAGAUACUUAGUAAAAGAUACUUUUAAGUAUUUUUAAAGAUACAAGAUACAAGAUAAGAUAAAGUAUCUUGAAUAUUCCACAAGAUACAAGAUACUUUUGAUUUUUUUUAAGAUUUAAAAAAGAUAAAAUUUCAUAUUUUUUGCCAUUUAGGCAUCGCCAGUAAAAUGAAAGUCUUACUAUUGAGUAGUUAGGCAUUGAAAAACACCUUCCACUAGCAAAAAUACCACGCAUAUUUUCUUACAAAUUACAAUUACUACCUCAUAAAUCAUAAGAAAAUCGAACUUUAGAUGUCGCGGGUAGCAUAUUUUGCAAAAAGUAUCUUGUAUCUUAAAAAGUAUCUUAGAUACUUUCCUCUUGAUGGAAAAUAUCAGAUAUAAGAUACAAAUACAAGAUACUCAUUGAGGAUUUUCCAGAUACAAGAUACAAGAUACUUUGAGCUGAGGCGGGUGGAAGAUACAAGAUACGAGUAGUAUCUUGUAUCUUGUAUCUGGUAUCUUGUAUCUUAAAGUAUCUAUCUUGCCCAAGCCUGGUUUACACACAAAGUUUACACUGAUAAAUGUGAUAAAAAUACCUUUCGUUAUUUAAAUGACAAUCAAAAAAUAAAAAAAAGACAUUGACAUUUACAUAGAGCAGCAGCACGAAGCAACAGAAAUCAAUUCAUUUUAUUUUCUGUUCAACUUAUUAACGUAAUUAUGAAGAACUACGUUCUUAACAAUUUUUUUAUAUUAAUCAGUGAUGUACGUACGACCUUUUGAUUACCUUAGUUAUCAAAGAGCAUAUAAUUAUCGUAAAAAGUUGGAAAUAUUUCCUUUAAAACAGUCACCCGGAAAAUAAAAUACGCCGUACUUCCUACAUAUUUGUAAAUUUAUAUGUAUAUAAAAAAGUAUGGAUUAAUUAAGCUACGAUAUUUUUAACACCGUAUGAAAUUCAUGAAUACAAAUACUACACAAUGUUUUUUGGCUAUUAUUUAAAUAAAUAUUUAAAUAUUGGUGGUCUAGCUGCAAAAAGUGUUAUGUGAUUUAUCGGCAUGUUUCAUCUCAGGAAAUAUAACUACCAAAAACUCUCAGAUAACACUUUUUGCAGCUAGGCCAUCGAUAUUAGGCUUUGGGAGGCAGUCUGUUUUUUUAAAUAAGCGAGAUUACAAAGUUACAUGGCAGUUAAGAUCUGAAUAAAUAUUGGACGUUUGA
Folsomia candida is the source of this 9146-nucleotide messenger RNA. Its product is annotated as GAS2-like protein pickled eggs. The transcript is spliced from 15 exons. Gene Ontology annotation, biological process: protein localization to microtubule plus-end; regulation of microtubule polymerization or depolymerization; microtubule bundle formation. The record is from RefSeq and is a predicted model, not a curated record. Gene Ontology annotation, molecular function: cytoskeletal adaptor activity; actin filament binding; microtubule binding. NCBI's taxonomy places the organism in Eukaryota, Metazoa, Arthropoda, Collembola, Entomobryomorpha, Isotomidae. Gene Ontology annotation, cellular component: actin filament; cytoplasm; stress fiber. The coding region runs from base 1052 to 3175 and encodes 707 amino acids.